AUGGACAAAUUUUCCAUCUGUUCCCUACUAUCCUCCGUCCGCUCAAUCUACCGGAAAACCAAAACACCCUCGUCCUCAAAAUGCAGCAGCACCUCCUUUAGUCUCGUUGUCGAAACAAAAGAGGUCAUCGAAGGUGUCCCAAAUCCACAAGCCGAAGUCUACACCCAGAAAAUCCUCUCUCUCUAUACACAGCUAUCCCAACUCACCGAUCUUAGUCCUUCGCCUGUAACCAACGGUUUGUUUUCAGAACUUGUGGGAACUUGUAUCACUGUUGUUCCUGGCUUGAUUUCAAAUUUGGUACUUAACGACCCACGAGUCUCUAGCAUUUUACCUAUGCUCCGAGAAAUCUGUGCGACCGCCGAAGCAUGCAUGGAGUCGUACUGGGCAGAAGCCAUUUCUAGCACUGAAACUCAUGAGGAUGGCAAGUCUCAUCGCUCAGCCCAUCGUAUCCUGUCCACCUUCCCCUACGACAAAAACUACGAACACCUAACACGUUUCGAACUCGCCGCUAUUACCUCAACUGGCUUUACUCUCUCCCCAUCCACUAACAUCGCUUUUAUCGGCUCGGGUCCAAUGCCACUCACCAGUCUCUGCAUCUUAUCUGCACUCUCCUCAAACCACAUGACAUACAACAUCACACCUCCUUCAUCUAUUCCAUCUAUUUCCCCCAUGCCACAAUAUCCCACCACCAUCACCAAUAUCGACAGUAACCCCGUCGCCAACACCCAAGCUCAAGCUCUGUGCAAAUCACUCGGUGGACUUCCAUCCACCGGAAUGAAAUUUCUCACCUCAUUAGCUGGAUCUAAUGAUCUCGAUCUCUCGAGUUAUGAGAUCGUAUGGUUAGCAGCAUUAGUGGGAGGUACCCAGGAGGAUAAAGAGUGUAUUUUGCGAAAUGUGGUGGGGAUGAUGAGGAAGGGGAGUUUGUUGGUUAUGAGGGGGGCGUGGGGGUUGAGGAGUGUGCUUUAUUGUGAUUUCGACGUCACAACCCCAGCAGUAACCCAAUAUCUCGAUAUUCGCGUCCGCAUGGACCCAUUCGGCGAUGUCGUGAAUUCUGUUAUUGUAGGGAGAGUGAGAUAACUCUGACUCCCUCUAUCCUUAGCUUGGUUCUGGGAGAAGAGCUUGAGAUUUAUUCAUAUUGUUAAGUUGCUGGAUCGUGGUUGGACUGAACGGAAUUAAAGUGGACUGAACUGAACUGAACUGAGAGGAUGAAGACAGAGAUGAAGACGGAGAUGAAGAUGCUGGAAUGGUAAGAUGCUAGAAUGGUGGAAUUUUAUAAUAUCAUUAUGGAUGGAUGGGUAUGGUAAUUGGGAGGUGUUGAUGAAAGAUCAUAAUAUAUUACUUGCGAUUAGGAAUUUUUAUUCUCAUUUUUUGGUUCUUUUGGGGAGGAAGAGGAAAGGAGAGGAGAGGAAAGAGGUUUCCAAGCUGAGAUGAAUGAAGGAGUGAAUGAAUAAAUGAGACCAUGCAGCGCACUGAUGUUUGAAUCCAACUAAACUAAAUUACAAUCGUGGAUGGAAGAUAGAUACCUAGGUAGGUAGAUAGAUCGAUCUAUAGGAUGUGAUAAUUGUAUAGAUUACCUAGAUGAGAUGAGAUGAGGUGAGAUUCGAUGAGUUGAGUUGAGUUGAGAUCAGAUCAGAUCAGAUUGAUUUGAUUUGAUAUAAGGAUUUAUUAACGACUUGGUAUAUUUGUUACUUCAUAGCGUGUAGCGAGUAGCUUGAUGAAGUUUGAAGUUUGAUGCUUGGUAUUCAAUGUGGAGAAAAGAAUAUGAAUAAAGUAUAAGCAAGUAUGCGUAAGUGUGAAUAGCUUCAAUAUAUACACAAACAUGUAUGUAUAUCUAUAUCUACAUUUACAUUCGCA
Botrytis porri is the source of this 1854-nucleotide messenger RNA. RefSeq lists its product as uncharacterized. Gene Ontology annotation, biological process: nicotianamine biosynthetic process. Bases 1 to 1077 code for a protein of 358 amino acids. The transcript is spliced from 4 exons. Gene Ontology annotation, molecular function: nicotianamine synthase activity. The record is from RefSeq and is a predicted model, not a curated record. Lineage: Eukaryota; Fungi; Ascomycota; Leotiomycetes; Helotiales; Sclerotiniaceae.